AUGGUCAUUGGUGUGUUCCGUCUCCAGCGUACAGGAGAAGCAGAGCGGUUUGCCGGGUGGAAAAAGGCAAAUCAAGCCAACAUUGGAGAUCGGCGGCUACUCUGGCACGGCUCGUCGCGGGGCAAUUUUGCAGGUAUCCUGAGUCAAGGCCUUCGUGGCGACGGAGUCAAUCCCAAUGGAGGCAGUUUCUGUCCUGGGGUCUACAUUGCCGAUAUUUCCACCAAAUCAGCUAAAUACUGCCGCGCCCUUCCUAAGCCAGAAGUUCUGAUGUUGUUGUGUGAGGUCGAGCUGGGCAAUGGCAACCCGAACAUAGGGUUCAAACAUAUUGGUAACACUACGCACAACGAAUGGCGGGAUGCUGGAUACAUCCACUCGGAAUUGAAGGGAGUUAUGGUGCCGGAUGUACACGCCGGAACUGCAAUUACGAAUAGAUACCUCGGAGGGGCUCUUCGUCACAGCGAGUACGUCGCUCUUAAUCCAGCUCAGGUCAUUCAAAAAUAUUUGUUCCACAUCAAGUUGAAGUGA
Messenger RNA from Penicillium soppii, 525 nucleotides. RefSeq lists its product as uncharacterized. Gene Ontology annotation, molecular function: NAD+ poly-ADP-ribosyltransferase activity. The record is from RefSeq and is a predicted model, not a curated record. NCBI's taxonomy places the organism in Eukaryota, Fungi, Ascomycota, Eurotiomycetes, Eurotiales, Aspergillaceae. The transcript has a single exon. Bases 1 to 525 code for a protein of 174 amino acids.